This is a messenger RNA of Cavia porcellus (domestic guinea pig), 7365 nucleotides long. It is a transcript of the gene Klhl15, whose product is annotated as kelch like family member 15. Gene Ontology annotation, molecular function: protein binding. The transcript is spliced from 5 exons. Gene Ontology annotation, biological process: nuclear protein quality control by the ubiquitin-proteasome system; protein ubiquitination. The record is from RefSeq and is a predicted model, not a curated record. Lineage: Eukaryota; Metazoa; Chordata; Mammalia; Rodentia; Caviidae. Gene Ontology annotation, cellular component: nucleus; Cul3-RING ubiquitin ligase complex. Bases 767 to 2581 code for a protein of 604 amino acids.
CCGCCCCUUUCCCGCCCCUUUCCCGCCUUCCUCCACCCCCGGCGUGGGUGAUCCUGAGGCUCGGCGCGCUUCGGGGCAGAAGCCCGGAGACGCCGCCGUCGACGUCGCCGCCGCCGGCGUUCCAGCCGGUGCUCACGGCCCCUUGGCCUCUUCCCCCGCCCGUGGCCCCAAGUCGGCCCUCCAGCCGAGCUCCGCCGGGCGCUGGGAGGUCCUGGCGUUGCAGAGCCGGCCCCGACGCCGUGCCGCCCCGCGCCUAGCCGCGCUGUCUGGACUCGGGGGCCGCGCUGCGCUGUCUCCUUGCCCAGGACUGGUUCCGAGGGGGUCGCGGGCGCGCAGGCUCGGCCCCGCCGGAGUGGCCCGGGAGCGGGCCCGUGUAGACGUGUGAGAAGCCUGCGGAGUGCCGUCCCGGCGCCUGCCCGCCCAUCGGCCCGCCGGCCCGCUUCUUCCUGAUGCAGACUGCCGUCCACUAGAGGCUGGACAGGACCCCCGAGGGUAUGGAUUGUGAACAACUUGGUUUUGGUUCACGUGUUCAUUUGUAAGUUUGGUUGUUUGAUGCCUUAAACCUUGAUGUUACAGAUUGUGCUAUCCAGGAGAUUUUAAUGCAAGCCCCAUAUAUAAUUUUAAGUUUUCUUGUAGCUACAAUUAAAUAACAGACAGGGUCUCACUAAGUUGCCCAGGGUGGGCUUGAAUUUGCGAUUCUCCUGCCUCAGCCUCCCAGUGUUGGGAUUACAGGCAUGUGCCACCAUGCCCAGCUUAUUGGUGAUUCAUGGCAGGGGACGUGGAAGGAUUCUGUUCCUCCAUCCAUGACACCAGUGUCUCUGCUGGGUUCAGAGCACUGUAUGAGGAGGGACUGCUUCUUGAUGUCACUCUGGUUAUUGAAGAUCAUCAGUUCCAGGCCCAUAAAGCACUUUUGGCCACCCAGAGUGAUUACUUCAGAAUUAUGUUUACUGCUGAUAUGAGAGAACGAGAUCAGGAUAAAAUUCAUUUAAAAGGUCUAACUGCUACUGGCUUCAGCCACGUCCUUCAAUUUAUGUAUUAUGGAACUAUAGAACUGAGUAUGAAUACUGUUCAUGAGAUUCUUCAGGCUGCCAUGUAUGUUCAACUUAUAGAAGUGGUGAAGUUCUGCUGCUCUUUUCUGUUAGCGAAAAUCUGCUUAGAAAAUUGUGCAGAAAUUAUGAGACUCUUAGAUGAUUUUGGUGUAAACAUCGAGGGAGUCAGGGAGAAGCUGGAUGCCUUUCUCCUAGACAACUUUGUGCCACUCAUGUCCAGGCCUGACUUCUUGUCCUAUUUGAGCUUUGAGAAGCUCAUGUCUUAUUUGGAUAAUGAUCAUCUGAGCAGGUUCCCAGAGAUAGAACUGUACGAGGCUGUGCAGUCUUGGCUGCGGCAUGACAGAAGACGCUGGAGACAUACCGAUACCAUCAUUCAGAACAUCAGGUUUUGUUUGAUGACCCCAUCCAGUGUUUUUGAGAAGGUUAAGACCUCAGAAUUUUAUAGAUACUCCCGACAGCUGCGCUAUGAAGUUGACCAAGCAUUGAAUUACUUUCAGAAUAUCCAUCAGCAGCCUUUAUUGGACAUGAAAUCAAGCCGCAUUCGUUCUGCCAAACCCCAGACUACAGUAUUCCGAGGAAUGAUUGGACAUAGCAUGGUUAACAGUAAAAUACUUCUGUUAAAGAAACCAAGAGUCUGGUGGGAACUGGAGGGCCCACAAGUACCUCUUCGGCCAGACUGCCUUGCUAUCAUCAAUAACUUUGUGUUCCUGUUAGGUGGGGAAGAACUAGGCCCUGAUGGUGAAUUCCAUGCCUCUUCCAAAGUGUUCAGGUAUGACCCAAGACAGAACUCUUGGCUGCGAAUGGCAGACAUGUCUGUACCACGCUCAGAAUUUGCAGUUGGUGUUAUUGGGAAGUUCAUUUAUGCUGUAGCAGGCAGAACCAGAGAUGAGACUUUCUAUUCAACAGAGAGAUAUGACAUCACCAAUGAUAAGUGGGAAUUUGUGGACCCCUACCCAGUUAACAAAUAUGGACAUGAGGGGACAGUGCUCAAUAACAAGUUGUUUAUCACGGGUGGAAUCACCUCAUCUUCCACCUCUAAACAAGUGUGCGUGUUUGACCCCAGUAAAGAAGGGACCAUCGAGCAGAGGACCAGGAGAACUCAAGUAGUUACCAACUGCUGGGAAAACAAGAGCAAGAUGAAUUACGCAAGAUGUUUUCACAAGAUGAUUUCCUACAAUGGCAAGCUUUAUGUCUUUGGUGGCGUCUGUGUGAUCUUGAGGGCCUCUUUUGAAUCUCAGGGCUGCCCUUCCACAGAAGUGUACAACCCAGAGACUGAUCAGUGGACCAUCUUGGCAUCCAUGCCAAUCGGUAGAAGUGGCCAUGGUGUGACUGUGCUGGACAAACAAAUAAUGGUUCUUGGAGGCCUUUGUUAUAAUGGUCAUUACAGUGAUUCUAUCCUCACUUUCGAUCCAGAUGAAAACAAAUGGAAGGAAGAUGAGUAUCCCCGGAUGCCCUGCAAGCUGGAUGGUUUACAAGUAUGCAAUCUGCAUUUUCCGGACUAUGUACUGGAUGAGGUCAGGCGUUGUAACUAAUGACAUCUUUUGCCCUCAAAAAAAAAAAAAAAGCAAACAAAACAUUUGUUUGUGGUGAAGUAGUUAGGUAAAAAACAUAAGGAAAAACCUCACCAGUUUUACUAUCAAAGCCAUUGGUCUAAUAUUGUAAGAAUUUUUCAUUCUGUGCUAGCAUCCCUGUUUUUCUUUUCAGUGGCCUCAAACUCAUGCAAUAAGUUAAUUCUAAGUGCUAGCUCUUGAAACUACUUCCAGAAGCAGUUUAAUAGAAUGCUCCACUUACCUGGGAAGUUGAUUUUCUGCUUUAAAGAUUUCUUUCAGAUGUUAGCGUAGGAGUCCUGCAUCUUCUAAGAGAAGACCCAAUAAGUGUCACUGGAUGUGAUUUUAGUUCCUAGCUCUAUCUGAAACCUUUUUGAACAUUAAUUUCAGUGUUUCAGUCUGUUAAAUGUUUUGGUUUUAUUAUUUAAAAGUUUAAAACUCUUGACCUUUUUGCAUGGCUUUUUGCUGAAAAUGCAAAAAUAUAAAUUUUCUACAAAAUUAACUUUUUAUAUUCAGAACACUAUUUCUAAGCUGCCUUCUCUUAUCUGCAAUGUGUUAGUGAAAGCAUAUCCAUACUCGCGUACAUCCUAUAAAUAUAUAAGGCACAUCCCUUUUAUGCGUGGUUAGGAUUCUAUAUUUUUAAGCUAGUGCACUUGCACACACGGUUCGCCAUACUUGUUGAAUUUUAGAUGUGACGUGUUUUCAUGUACUAACAUUUUUAGAAAGUGAAAAUAACUGGAGUCCUCAUUUGGUAUCAAAGUAGCCAGUCUUCAGUCCAUGCAGAUUCAGUAAUAUUCGAAUUUUUAUAUUCCUGAAAUGUGUAUGGAUUUAUGAAAAAACUAGCAUUUUGUGUUUUCUCUUCAAAAGUGAAUGUUAAUGUUCUUUAUCGAUGUCUUUUCUUUUUGAAAAUGUUUUUCUUUGCAGUCUAAUAUUGUCCUGUUUUUAGUGAGAAUCGGAGUGGUAUAUGACAAGCUCUGAAUCUGACCCUGCAGCGUGCAAGCACUUUUAAAGAGAAUUUAGGUAAUACCAGACUCCUAAAUGCCCCUUAAAAGUAAGUGUAACUCCCACACUUUACAUUCAGCAAGGCUGCUGCAUCUGUUAUUGAAUGGAGGGUAGCAACUUUUAGAAAAUUUGAGCUCAGUUUUGACUUAAAAGGUAAGAAAGAGAAUUAUAAUGUUCCUGGUUAUAUCUGCUUAUUUAUUUCCUACAAAAUAUUCAGAGGCACUAGGUUUUGUUUUAUUUACCAGAAGCUACUAGAGUGAAGGAUAGUAACCACAAAAUUCAGAAUGGAUCAAGAGUACCUGUUUAAAAGGAGUAGAAUAGAUAUUUUAGAAUGAAUUGUAUCUUUCAGUUCUAAUCAUGAGAGAGGAAAUUACAGAUGACAUAAUUAAGGAAGAAUGGGUCAUUUAAGCAGAUGCCAUUUUCUUAUGAGUAGUCUAUAUUUGAUACAGACUAAAUCUACAUUGGCAAAACUUGCCAGAUCUUAGGAUAUUUGGUGCAAUAUUGCAAUGCCUUCUAUAUGGCUGCUGUUGUAUACAUUUUCUAGUACCUUUUUCUUUUUUUUGCUGCUGCCACCAUUGAACACAAAGUGGAAGCGUGAAGUCGCGGAAAUGUGAAGACUUUGUUUUUUGUGGAGGGUGCUUUUUAGCUGUUAACUAGAAAUACUUCAAAAUAAAACCCAGUUUUAUUUUUUUUAAAGUGUAGUGUUUUUAUUUUUUGUAAGAGGGAUUGAACUCACGACCUUGUGAUUGCCAGACAGGCACUGUGCCGCUGAGCCGCUGAGCUGUAUCCCCAGCCUUUAAAACCCAAUUUUAAAACACCAAAAUUUGGACAUGUGUUAGCUUAACAAUCAGGUACACAAAUAGCUUUUUGAAAAAAGCAACAUUGGCAUGAGUUUCAGAAAUCAAGUUAAUAGUAACGUUCUUUUGUAUAUGAAAUUUAAAUUUUUUUUGGUCUUUUGAGGCAGGAUCUGCAUGGUAAUGCAGGCUGGCCUUGAACUCACUAUGAACUCACUAAGUAGCCCCAGGCUGGCCUCAGAUUUGCAGUGAUCCUCCUGCCUCAGCCUCCCAAAUUGCUGAGAUUACAGGAAUGUGCCACCAUGCCCAGCUUCUAUGAAAUUUUAAUUUUCAUUAAUCAAGUAUUUAUUAAUUUAGAAUUUCUUUUUUUUUUAAGGCUAGUCAAGUGAAGCAGUGGGAAUGGAGAAGGAACAAAGAAAUCUGUAACUGGUUGUGAUCAAUUAGUUGUAAACACCACUGCACUUGGACCAGCCUAAUUUAGAAUUUCUAAAAAUGAGGUUUGGUAUCUUAGUUUUCUAUGAAAUGUGGGUGAAAGUCUUUUUUCUAGAUUUUAAAAAUAAUUUUUAAUUAUUUUAGUUUUUGUUUUUGAUGUUUCACUGUUUUCUUUUUUGUUGUUGUUGUUGUUUAUUUUUUUUGAGACAGGGUGUUGUUGUGUAGCCCAGGCUGGCUUAGAACUCACAAUCCUCCCGUCUCAGCCUCCCAAGUGCUGGGAUUGCAAUCACGUUCCAUUUACACCCAGCAAUUUUACUUUGGCAAACUAGGAAUUGAGUUAUCCAUUUAAUUUUUAAAAUUCAUUAGUUCAUGUAAGAUUUUGUGUGUAUGGGCUCCUGCUUUAAAGAAAGAAAAUAAUGUCUUCAUUAUUUUCCUUGUUGAUGUCUUUUGCCGGAAAAGACCCAAGAUAGAGCCAUCAGACAGGGUACCACAUCAAAGGCUUUACACUCCAGUGGUGUUUCUCUUUAAUUGCUUAGAUAUGAUUUCAGAACCCCUAGGGGGUAGCAUCUGAGCAAACAAUUGAAUAUUCUUGGUCUUCCAUUUUAAAGAUGCAAGGCCAAGGUCAACGUUAAUGUUUCGUAAAGUUGAUGAAAUUGUAACUUGAACUAACUCUGGGUUCAGCUUCAUGUAAGUCAUGUCUACCCUGAUGUUAGCUAUAAUCAGUCAUGAGCUUUAAGAAUAGUUGCUGUUGCUUGAGUUCUGAAUGUAUGAGAUAACCUUUCUGUUUAUAUGUAUCUCUUAUUUAGGUGAUUUUAAAUCCAUGAUGAACUUACAUUCCCUUUUAAAAAUUACGGUGUAUUUGCUGCAAGAGAUUUAUUUUUGUUAUACUAAACUACAGAAAUUUUUUUUCAUAGAAUUUGUUUUCAAGUUUAUUUUUUGUGUGCUUCAUUUGGAACCAUUUUUGUUUAUAUACAUUGUAUACACAAAAUAAUUGUUUUUUAAAAAAAUCCAGUAAGAGAUUUGAAAACUAUACAGUUAUAACUGUUAUGAUCUUUGUAUGCGUUACUUUCACUUUACAUUUUAAAUGCCAGAUUUCAUAAAAAUAGCGGGUCUGUAUUAAUGUCAUCUUAAUUAGUACUGUUUGUUCUCUUCCAUGUCUUGAACCUCAGUUUGGUUUUAAAGCAAAUCCUUGCACUACAGCCUUUUCAUAAAAUGCAACAUUCUCACAGUGAAGGUUUUUGUAUUAGGAAAAAAAUGCUACUGGUUUUCAAAAGCAAAGCUUCAUGAGUAGAAUGAUUAGCUUUUCUAGAGACAGCUUUCCCUGUGCCCUCCCCUCGCUGCUGUGCCCCGUGUGCGUGUCACUCUCAUCGUGCAAGACGACUGAGCCCUUCGCUUACCUUUCUAAAGCAGCACCUUCGGACACCUCAUUCUGGGAAGCCUGCUUGACUCGUAGGAAAGGACACACAUUGGUGUGGGGAGAAGUGGUAAAUAUGGAGAGUUUUGUCUUAAUUACAUGAAACUAAGCUUUAAAAUAUUUUAUAACAAAUUAUUUGAGCUGCAUAAUCUAAACAUGUCAGACGUUCAGUGGAACUAUUUUUAUAUAUGUAUAUGUGGGUGUAGGUCAUAACAUUUCAGUUUAUAAUAUAAAUUGUUCUUUCAGUUUAUAAGCUAUAUCUCAGAAGAGACUAGCUCUUUGGAGAAUAUGUAAUUUAAAGUUUUAGACUGAAGUAAAACAGCAUAGAUAUAGUGUAAAUUAGAUAUAAUUGAGGGCUAUAUGGCAGUAAAACUGCUAGUGCCAGUUUUCUUGUUUGCCUACUAUACAUUUUUGAUUUUUUUAUUCUGAACAUUUUUAGAGAUCAUACAUUUGUUCAGUCACAUUUAGAGUCGGUUUGGGAAUAAAUAUCUUCUUAAAAAGAGAUUUAUCUUAAAAUUAAAAAGUCCUGAAAAAUUAGUUUAUUGAGAGUUUAUAAAGUCAAAUAUUCAAUAGGCAUAGACUGGAAUAGAUAAGUUCAUGGAAACCAUAUCCUGUCGGUAUAGCAUAAACCUUUGAUAUUACACGAGUAACACUGAAUGGAUGCCAUCAGCUUUGUUCCUGCUUAAAAUUCUUGGAUUUUCUUUUUACAUCUCUGGGAACAAGUGCAUGAAGGUUUUACUAAUCAGUAUACCAGUAAGGAUCGGGUGUUUGUUUCUGGAGGAAUGUGCCCGAGAGGGAAUCAGAGAGGUUAUUUUCUACCUAAUUUGUAUAUGCCCUAUACCUCUUGGGCAUACUUUGUCUAUAGAAAAAUAUUUUGACCUUUAGGUACAUUUUGGGCCAGUAGUCAAAUAAUCCUAGGGCCAAUAUAAAAUCUUAGAACAAUUUAAGGUUUGCCUUUUAUAUCUGUUUUGAAAGCCUUUACAUUUUUGUCAGGUAAUUUUUCCCAAGCCGUGGAUAUAAUCUAUUCAAACAUGUUUAUGCUAUCCAUUCUGUUUUUAAAUUGAAAAAAUGUUAAAGUGUUUAUGAAGAAAAGUUUAAAUAAAAUAUUUUUAAUCUUUAUUAAAGUA